Molecule: messenger RNA, 1503 nt
Organism: Trypanosoma theileri
Lineage: Eukaryota; Euglenozoa; Kinetoplastea; Trypanosomatida; Trypanosomatidae
Product: putative translation initiation factor EIF-2B gamma subunit
Exons: 1
Biological process (GO): positive regulation of translational fidelity; formation of translation preinitiation complex
Cellular component (GO): eukaryotic translation initiation factor 2 complex; cytosol
Molecular function (GO): GTPase activity; tRNA binding; GTP binding
Source: RefSeq, a predicted model, not a curated record
GAUCGUGGACUGGCAGUACAAAACAUUGAUGCACUUGACCUCGACUCCAUCACUGUGGAGACAUUUGAGGUGAUGUCGCGGCAGGCCACUGUUAACAUUGGCACUAUUGGCCACGUGGCCCAUGGAAAGUCUACCGUUGUGAAGGCACUCAGUGGUGUGAAGACGCAGAAGUAUCACCGUGAGGCGGUGAUGAAUAUCACUAUCCAUCUUGGUUACGCCAACGCGAAGGUGUUCAAGUGUGAUGUGUGUGAGUUGCCAGCCGCCUACCACGCCUUUCCAUCAUCGCAGCCAGACAAAACAGACUGCCCAACCUGCGGUACCCCAUUGAAGUUAAAGCGACACUUUUCCUUUGUUGAUUGCCCCGGUCACGACGUGCUGAUGGCAACCAUGCUGAAUGGUGCCGCUAUUAUGGAUGCCGCCCUACUGCUCAUUGCCGCAAAUGAAAGAUUCCCACAACCUCAGACACUUGAGCAUCUAGCCGCAGUGGAAAUGAUGCAGAUUACUUCGCUUGUUGUACUCCACAAUAAGAUUGACCUUGUUACAAAAGAACAUGCACAGGAACAACAAUCUAUUAUUCGACACCAUCUAAAGAGGCAUACAAGUUUUGAAAAUGCUCCCAUAAUUCCCAUCGUGGCACAACUCUCACUUAACACAGAUUACCUUUUAGAGUAUUUGUGCCAUAUGCCUCUUCCUAGACGCUGUUUGCGGGCACCACCACGACUCUACGUUCUUCGUUCCUUUGAUGUCACAUUGCCUGGACAUGCUUUAGAGGCUCUUGAGGGGGGAGUGGUUGGGGGUACACUUCAACAAGGGGUUUUACGUGUAGGUGAUAGUGUAGAAUUGCUUCCUGGACUUCUCGCACUUACAGGACGCGAUGGUAAAUUGCCUACUCGUAGUGGAAUGCUUAGUGGACAAGAUCCUUCCUUUAUGACUGCACCUCCACCUGGUGAAUUACAUAUGACCCCACUACGCACAACUGUACGUUCUCUUCUUUCAGAGACUAAUCCCCUGCAGUAUGCGUUGCCUGGUGGACUCAUUGCUGUUGGCACUUAUUUGGAUCCUUCUCUUACACGUCAGAAUAAACUCCGUGGACAGGUGCUUCGUGUGGUCCCACAAGAUCGUCAAGGUGUAAAUGUAAAUGAUGAGGCAGAAGCGAUGAAAGUCUAUCAGGAAGUGGAUCUACAGUUUUUUCUAUUAAAGGAGAUUCUUGGAGUCGCGCAUGGUACUAGUGUGAUAAAGAAAGAUGGAGGUACAGUACCAAUAACAACGCAGCGUGUUGAAAAACUGAGAGACGGUGAAACGAUUAUAUUAAAUAUUAACACCUUGACCACCGCCGCCACAGUGCUGCGUACAGCACAUGGGAAAGCAAAACUACGUCUUGAAAGUCCUGUAUUCUGCGAAUGCGGUGAACGUUUGGCCCUAAUGCGUUUCAUACAUCGAAAAAUAAGACUCAUUGGGUGGGGUGUUAUCAAACGCGGUGUUCCUGUUCAUGUUGUUACAUGA